Molecule: messenger RNA, 751 nt
Organism: Dreissena polymorpha
Lineage: Eukaryota; Metazoa; Mollusca; Bivalvia; Myida; Dreissenidae
Exons: 5
Coding region: 1-639 (212 amino acids)
Source: RefSeq, a predicted model, not a curated record
AUGUCCAUGAAACAGAUAUUCCAGAGCACACAGCAUUCACACAGCCUGGAGAAAUGCCCACCUUACGCAAAAGUUCCCAAUGGCAAAAUACUCGGGAAUCUUCAUUGUGACGGAACAAAACGCUUACUGAAAUGCGACAAUGGUUACGCGCCAAAGGACAGAACCUAUGUGCAAAGCGUGUGUAAGGACAGGCAACGGACCAAUAUAACACAGUGUGUACCAGAGAAAUGCGUUCAUAAUCAGGACACGUUUAAAAGCUCCACUUACACCUUCGCCAUAGAUAGCCGCCGGAAUUAUACAGAUAGUGUGGCAUUUUGUCAAUACUGUGGCUACCGUGUUGUAACGAUUGAGUCUGAAGAUGAACAAAGCUUUUUGGCGAAUAAAAUGAGCAGAUUCGUUCCUUAUCCGCAACCUUACACUUCAGGUGACAAUGACGGCUUCUUACUGGACUUCUACAAUACGGGACACAGCGUUUUGCGAAUGGACGACAACACACAUAUCUCAUACAGCAAUUUCCGUGCUAACGAGCCAAGUAAUGGGACCGAACCUAAGAUUGCUGCCAUGGGUACAGAUAAUUGGCUUUGGCAUGACGUUCCAGAGCAGGAUAGAUUCCAAACCGUUUGCGAGAGUGACAUAUAGGAAUACAAUGUGUUUUUUUGUAAAUAAUAGGGUGAUGUAUUCUAUUAAUGAUCGUCCUCCUUAUCUACACACGGAAAAGAUGCGUAUUGCCGAUGCAGUAGACCAUAUAAUA